Molecule: messenger RNA, 1287 nt
Organism: Geodia barretti
Lineage: Eukaryota; Metazoa; Porifera; Demospongiae; Tetractinellida; Geodiidae
Source: the annotation of a GenBank genome assembly
AUGGGGGAGCAAGAGUACCACAUGGUGUGUCGUGCGGUGAGGAACGCUGACCCAAACUUUGUCUGGACUCUGAGAAGAGAUGAUUCUCUCUACACCAACCUCCUCCCCUCGGCCUUUGCCAACCACUUCGCCAAAGCCUCUUCCUUCACCACCAAGAUUCGCGACAGCUCUCAACAUUCUGAAACUAGUGACCGACCAACAAUGGGGCAGGUUCCAAUCUCAGCACAACACAUUAUCGCCUCACCUCCCACCCCCAGUACCACGACUCCGCACACGGCUCAAAACACACGCCACAACAGACCGGUCAGUGUUUCCAGGGGGUCUUCCGUGAAUAUUGGACUCCACGGCCCCCCGUGUGAGCCCCCCGUGGUCCCAGAAGAAGCAGUCGGUUUGGCGCUCCGUGCCUGCUCUGCCUAUGUUAGCUCCAGACUGCAUGAGGAUAUUGAGGAAGAGAGCAAGUGUCUUGAGCUGGCCGGGACAGAAUGGCAAAGUCUAAUCAACUACUACUACAAGAUAGUCCUAGAGGGCGGGAGGUUUGCCUGCAGUACACUAACAGUUAGGAAGGCCUCUGACAUGCUGGAUGAGUUGGAGAAGUACUUGCCUCAACUGUACAUGGAUGGAGUACGUAAUAUCUGGAUCGUCAAGCCAGGGGCAAUGUCCAGGGGGAGAGGUAUAGUGUGUCUGGAGCGUCUGGAGCCCAUUCUGGAGCUUGUCUCCAGUCCAUUCCACAAGGAGGGGAAGUGGGUGGUGCAGAAGUACAUCGAGCGACCGCUGCUCAUCUACGGAACAAAGUUUGACAUUCGCCAGUGGUUCCUCGUUACCGACUGGGCCCCUCUCACCAUGUGGAUGUACAAGGAUUGCUACCUCAGAUUUGCCACCCAGAGGUUCACACUGGACAACAUGAAUGAGAGUGUUCAUCUAUGCAACAACAGUAUACAGAGGAACUACACCAACAGUGGCAGCAGAUCUGAGCUACUGCCCGAAGAGAACAUGUGGCACAGCUCCACUUUCAAGAUUACCUGGAGACAGGAUGGAGUAUGGGAUGAGGUCAUCUAUCCGGGAAUGAAACACGCCCUCACGUGUUCCAUGAUGGUCUCUCAGGACAUUGUGGAGGGAAGAAAGAACUCGUUCGAGCUCUACGGAGCUGAUUUCAUGCUCACUGACGACUUCAAACCAUGGCUGAUUGAGAUAAACUGUAGUCCCACAAUGGAGCCUAGUACCUCUGUCACCACUCAACUCUGCGCUCAAGUCAUGGAGGACACCAUCAGAGGUACAACACCUUUGUGA